UAGGACAUUUCAUAGAUAGGAAAUUUCAUAGAUAGGACAUUUCAUUGACAAAGACAUUUCAUAGACAGAGAAGAUUUUCCAUUGACAGAGAAGAUUUUCCAUAGACAGAGGAGAUUUUCCAUAGACAGAGGAGAUUUUCCAUAGACAUAGGAGAUUUUCCAUAGACAGAGGAGAUUUUCCAUAGACAGAGGAGAUUUUCCAUAAACAGAGGAGAUUUUUUUUUACAAAUGAUAUAUUUUCUUUUCAUAUUUUCCCUUCUAUAUGAAAAAUCUUAUAUAAAAUGUCCGUCUAUGAAAUGUCUUUCUAUGAAAUGUCCUAUCAAUAAAAUGUCCUAUGUAUAAAACGUCCUAUGUAUGAAAUGUCCUAUCUAUGAAAUGUUCCAACGCGGGAUUUUUGCUGUAUCCGCCUUACUGUGAUUUUGCCAGGCUACAUUUGUUGCAUAAAACGUGCUGGGUCGACUGGACAGUACGACGAACUGCAUAUACAGUGCGUGCUGUACAGGCACGGACCAUGAAACUUUUAGAGCGGGGUGGCCUAUCUUGUCCUGUGACCGUUGAUCCAUAUCUAGUUUGUAGGAAGUAUUAAACCCUUUUAAGAUAUCGUUUCUACUCCCUUUUAUUUAUAAUGAAUUUAUAUGUAAAGAAGUGAACAGUUCCUUGUUAAUCAUAAUAAAAAGUUUAUUGGUUAAUUUCAAGAUAUCCCCUGGAUCAACCCCUCUCUUGAUAGAUAGAUUGUUUAUAAAACAACUUUAAAUGGCCUCGGGGGGGGGGGGGCAGGGCAGGAUCCUGAGGUUGGUUCUGACCUUGCAACAUACUUUAAUACUCCCAAGGGAGGGGUCGGAUAAUUGGCUGUGCAUAGAGUCAUACCAUUAAGUGAUUUCAGACGAAAAAAAGUAAGUUAAUUAUCUUAAAGUGUCAUGUCGACUGAAUUAGGCCUGAGACUUUGUCUUCCUCGGAGAACAAACAAUCCUAGUAAUCAGGAGUAUACCCGGAGAAUCAGGGCAAACCUGAGUUUCAGUUGAGUUUACUCCGUCCUACUGAAACCAUGGCGUCCUACCUAGUUCUGCUUCUACUCCUAUCCGGAGAUGUAGAACUAAACCCUGGUCCUCCGAAGCGAGGAGAACCUAAACCCGACCCUAAGAAGGUUAUGGAGGACAAGGUGAACGGACAUGACGAGAAGAUCGAGGCCCUGGAGAAACUGGUGGAGGAGCAGGGGAAGAUGUUGCUUGAGAUAACGGAGAAACAGGUAGAGCUGAUCCAGCAGGUGGAGAAGGACAAGGUAGAGUUGAACAAGAAGGGGGAGGAGAUCAAGAAGCAGCACGAUGAAUCUUUAGUAGCGGUUCAAACGGAUAUUCAGAAUAUCAAGAAUCAGCUGAGCGGAAGUUUAUCUCAGCUUGGAGAUCAAUCAUCAGGAACUGAAGAUAAGCUCCGAGGACUUCAGGAGUCCUUAGAGGAGGUUGAGGACAAGUUGUGGGAGAUGGAUAGAUCCUGGGAGAACAACCUGGUUUUCUACGGAGUUAAGGAGGACCAGGAUAAGGUUGAACCCAGCUCAAUGGUUGAAACCAAGAUCAGAGAACUUAUAAGAACAAGAUUAGGAAUUACAAGAGAAGUUCAGAUUAUCAGGGUAAAACGUGCAUAUACAGGAACAAAUGUACGUGGGUGUAAACCAAUUACUGUUUACUUCCAGAAGUAUGAGGACAAGCAAGAAAUCCUAAGGAAAUCCAAGUUACUGACCGGAUCCAAUAUUUACAUAACAGAAGAUUUCUCUAAGAGAGUUAAAGAUAAGAGAUCUGAACUCCAGAAAUUUAUGAAGAAAAUUAAACUCAAACAACCCCAGAGUAAAUUUAGUCUACGGUAUGAUAAACUGCUAGUGGAUAAGGAGAUCUAUGCAUUCAAUGAGAUCUCUGGGUGUGUGGAACUAUUGAAGAAUAGCACUACAGGACAGGAUGAGACUGAGCCUACUCCCAAUUCCCCCACAACACCUCACAGAAGAAGAAAGAAAUCAAGUGGAAGGAGUAAGAAUUUAGAGAGAUCUAUAUCAACAGAAUCCACGUUGCAUCAGCUGAUGAAUGGUUACGAAAGCAGCAGAGAACCCUCACCUACUAAAUCAAUUACGGAGGAGUUGCCUCCUAAUGGAAAAACCGGUUCUAAAUCUAGGCCCGGAUCACCAGACGAUGACAGAUCUGAAGGUUCGGAGAAUCCGGAACUCCCAGUAAAUCCUACUCCAAGUACUCUAUCCAGUGCUAAAUCAAUCCCAGAUAUUCCGGAAACCAUCACAGAGGACGAAUAGAAUAAAAGUGUAUUAAAGGACGAUUAGGUGAACUUGGAACACUGCAGAGGACGAAUUGCUAAUUCAAGUUAAUUAAAGAACGAGUAGCCGGGGUUUUGCAUGCUGCAGACGACUAAUAGACUAUCAGUGCUAAAGAGAACGAGUAAAUAAACUUAGGACGAAUAUACUAUUAGUUUAUCAAAGGACGAGUAGAUAAACUAAGGACAAAUAUUCUAUUAGUUUAUCAAAGUACGAGUAGAUAAACUUAGGACGAAUAUACUAUUAGUUUAUCAAAGUACGAGUAGAUAAACUAAGGACAAAUAUUCUAUUAGUUUAUCAAAGUACGAGUAGAUAAACUUAGGACGAAUAUACUAUUAGUUUAUCAAAGAACGAGUAGAUAAACUAAGGACAAAUAUACUAUUAGUUUAUCAAAGGACGAGUAGAUAAACUAAAGGCGAAUAUACUAUUAGUUUAUCAAAGGACGAGUAGAUAAUAAGUAUCAGUUGCGGAGUUAAAGGACUAUUUUUGUUGGACUAUUUUGUUGCGAAAUUGAAGGUUAAAUGUUGUAUAUGACGAGUGACGACAAGAUGGAAUUUUUUAAUGGAUGCGAAUUAGGACGAUUUCUAGUAGAAAAUAAAUUUUGAUGUUGCAAAGCAAUAAAAUAUAUUGACUUUGUCGUAAAAAAACUGAUUUAUGUCAUAAAUAAAAUACAAUAAUAUAAACCUUAAAGAAAAUGACGGAUAUAGAGUCCUCCCAGUGACAAAGGACGAAAAGCUGGACUUUUCUAAGAGAUAAUAUUUUCUCUAAAAUAUGUUUAAUCGCUGAACGAACUUGUAAUUAGUAUUGGCGUGUUUCUUACCUAAAAAUAUGCAAAAACAAAUGCAGUAUUUUUGCCAGAUUACAAAUUUAGAUUUUAUAUAUGAAGUAAAAUAUAGACAUAUUAAAGAAAAAUAUAGACAUAUUAAAGUAGAACAUAGACAUAUUUUACCGAAGAGUUACAAGGUUAUUCACAAACGAUGAGACUUCAGAGACGACUGUACGGAAUUUAUUCAUGAUUUCCUGCAGCUGUAAACUCGUUUCUGUCUUUGAUAAAUCAUUUAAUAAGCUAUGAAACAACUGUAUUUAAGGUAGAAGAUCUAGUACAACCUUGGGACCGUACAGUUUUUAUCAGUUUUAAAUAGUGAUCCCUUCUUUGGCGGAUACCCUGUAUUUGCAUCUAUCAGACUCAACUAGUAAAUUGUAAAUAUAAAAAACUGUGUAAGAAUGAAUGUAUGUAUCUUUUUGUUUAAGAAUGUAAAGGUAAAAAGUUAGAUAUUAUUAUUUAACUGUAGUAAAUAUUGUUAUCAAGGGGGGGGGUUUUCUAAGCCUUAACAGGGGGCACUACUCCUUAUCCCCCCCCCCUCCAUCACUCUGUAAACAUCUCUGUAAUUAUUUAAUUGUACACUUUACGUGCUUUGUCAAUAGGUGUUAACUUAUUAGUAAUAAAAUUUUAAUUUUA
Messenger RNA from Eurytemora carolleeae, 3766 nucleotides. RefSeq lists its product as uncharacterized. The record is from RefSeq and is a predicted model, not a curated record. Bases 1045 to 2289 code for a protein of 414 amino acids. The transcript has 11 exons. NCBI's taxonomy places the organism in Eukaryota, Metazoa, Arthropoda, Copepoda, Calanoida, Temoridae.